AUGAUGCUAUCAUCAAUAAACAAUUCCUUCGAGCAGGAUACGCAUGACGUCGAUGGGAACUGUGAUGGGCCGGAUUUGGAUUUUGUAUACGCUGAUGUAGAUACGUAUCAGAACGAGAUUGCAGAACUCUAUAGCUAUACGGAAUUCAAUGAACUCCAACAAAAUGUAAAAGCGUUUGAAGAUCAAAUGGAAAUGUAUGACUUGCCACCAAACUGGCAAAAACAGAAUGCUUCAUCUCAACGCAGUAUUAUAAUGAAACUAAUCGAUCAGCUCGAGGUUUCCAGUCGCUCAUUUCGAAUGCAGGCUGCACGUUGCAUUCUGUAUUUGGCGCAAGGUUGUUGGGCUGAAGUGCAGUCUGAUGAAGAGCAACAUCAGAUUACGCGCGACAAUGUUAUAGUGCUGUAUGAGUUGGGCGUGUUCUCUUCCUUUAUUGAUUUAUUAAAUAUGGAAAUAGAGAGCGCUUGCUCACCCGAUAUUGUAGCUGUGAAGAUAACCAACGUUACUUUGGUAGAUUCGACAGACUUGCGCGUGAUACUUUCGGUGUUGUAUAUAAUAACGGAAACGAUUCGAGAUGAAAAAGAGAAAGAAAGCGAAGAUUACAAAAAAAUUGCUGAAGCAUUUGUGCAGGAAAUAAAUACUCCUCUGCCUGACGGCGAACUGCUUGCGGUCAAACUUUUGGGUAUGAUUACACGUUUUUGUAGUGGUGCCGCACCUCAUUUUCCAAUGAAAAAAGUCGUACUCUUGUUAUGGAAAAUUACAUUGCUGGGACUAGGCGGCAUGGAAACGCUUAAAAAUUUAAAAAAUGAAUAUCGUAUCAAAGCUGGCCUUGAACCAGUCACUGAAGAUACGCUGGAGGUAACAAAGAAUAUGCGUGCUAGCUCACCACCAGCUACCGCAACUGAUAUUUUGGAUAAUCAAAAUCCAAAACGGAACGCGUUUAGACGAUCGCUGAUGAAGCAACGUUUUCUCGAUGAGCAAGAACAAAUGGACAUGGAGCUUACUCCUGGAAAUGAAAGUGCCCCUUCAGGCAAUAAUGGCGGCAAUGGCAAUCAAGAAGAAGAUAUUUCGCAGUUCUACCGUCAGUUUGAGGACCCUUCUGCCACCACCGCUAACCCUAAUAAUCAGCCAAGCUUCUCACAGCCACCACCUGUACUACCAGUGCAAGUUACAACUCGUUUGCCGUGGGCACCCAAAGUCCGUCAAAAGGACAUUGAUCAAUUCUUGGAUAUAUCGCGAAACAAAUUUAUCGGUUACUCACUGAUCGAUGAUCAUGAAAGUCUGGCUGGACUGCCGCAACCCAUACAUGAGGGCGUUCAGACUUUGCGACGCCAUAUGUACGUUAGUUUAGCCGAUGUGCAAAUAAAGAAGGAGGAAGAAAUUGCACGAAAUCCAAUAUCUACACAAGAGGAUGAAAUAGCCAUGAAUCCCGCCGAAGUACUUUAUCAGGCAAUUUUGCCUAAUCUGCCACAGUACAUGAUUGCACUUUUGAAAGUUUUAUUAGCAGCAUCGCCCACGUCAAAAUCCAAAACGGAAAGCAUUAACAUAAUGGCUGAUGUUCUACCCAAGAAAAUGCCAAUAACAGAUUCCCAAAAGCUGACUGUCGACAUGAGUCGGCAUAAGGAAAUCAUUGUCAAAGCGGUAUCAGCAAUUAUUCUGCUGUAUUUGAAACAUUUCAAAAUUAACCACAUAUAUCAAUUCGAAUUUAUGUCCCAGCAUCUUGUCUUCGCCAAUUGUAUACCAUUAGUGCUGAAGUUCUUCAAUCAAACUAUCACCGAGUAUGUAGGGAUGAAAAAUACCAUACCGCUUUUAGACUUUCCCUCCUGUGUUAUUGGCGAGCAGCCAGACCUUUCGGGGGAAAGUUUUGUUUACAGCGGCGAAGUCUCUGAUAAGCCUUACUAUUCAUGGCGUAACGUCUUCUCUUGUAUCAACCUGCUGCGUAUUCUUAAUAAGUUGAUCAAAUGGAAGCAUUCGCGCGUGAUGAUGUUAGUUGUAUUCAAGUCGGCACCCAUACUCAAGAAAACACUGAAAGUUCGUCAUGCCAUGAUGCAAUUAUAUGUCUUGAAGCUGCUCAAAAUGCAGACAAAAUAUUUGGGACGUCAGUGGCGAAAAUCGAAUAUGAAGACAAUGAGUGCUAUUUAUGCAAAAGUACGGCAUCGUCUUAACGAUGAUUGGGCGUUUGGCAACGAUUUAGAGUCGCGUCCAUGGGAUUUUCAAGCGGAAGAAUGUACACUACGUGCCUGUGUAGACCGCUUUAAUUUGCGUCGCUACCCAGAAGCUACACAAAAAUGUGGUGCAGGUGGCAAUAAUGGGAAUUCCGGCAACUCGGAUAACUCAUCCGGUAAUAUAGGAAGUGGCGCUGGGGGUGGCAGUAAUAUGGUAGGCGGCACUGACGCCAAUGGUUUUGGCGGAGGCGGUACUGGCGGUGGCGGCAAUGGGCAUUCACAGUUAAAUGAUUAUGGUGUAGAAGGUGGAUUUCCAAGCGAUGAAAUACUAUCGCACUCAGAUUUUGCAUUCUUCGGACACUCGGGUUGGUGGGAUCGCAAGGUGGAAUUAACCGAUUAUUUCAAAGAAAACUACUCGAUAUGGCUGGAGGAAGAAGUUUACAACAACCAAAUUGACUGGGAUGCGCUAUAGGCGACAAGCAGUAGAAAUUGAAAUAAUUAACAAAUUCAUAAAGCUAAACCAGAAAUAGCAUUAAUUUAAAACACCAGAAUGUGUGUACUACAUACGUACGUGCGCGCAAAAAUCAAACAUUUUCAAAAAAAUAUAUAUAUAUACUUAAGCAGAAUAAUCGCAUGAAGUUUGUUACAUAAAGAACAAAUUUAAGAAUCGCAGAAAUACUGUAUCAAAAGCAAAAUACAAUUAUAAGGAUACGCCUAUUUGAAAACUCAUACAAAUAGAAGCAAUUACAGCUCGUCGUAUUGGCGACAUCAUCUAUCGCCGUUUUAUAUUUGCUUUUGGCACUCGGAUUCGGCGGCACUGUAUUGAAGUUUACGAAUGCUAUGCGCGCAAAGCUCGCAUAUAAAACUAAAUCAUUGAUUAUACACAUACACUUACAUACAAAUAAACAAUAAUUAUAGCAACAUAUAUUAGAACUAGCGAACCUUAAAAAAAAUUGUUUUAAGUUGUAGGCGCUCCACUCUACAUAAUGUAAAUUGAAAGCACUUCAUAUAGUAGUUUCUAAAUAUAUGUAUGUAACUUUGUAAUGUCAUAACUUGAAAUCGGAUACCACAAUAGUAGGAUGUUUACUUUAUACAAUGCAUGAAAGAUAGCAAAACUUAAAAAAGUUUAUGAGGAAAUUUAAACAAAAAUCUUUGAAAAAAACACUGAAGACUUGCGCAAGGCAUUCACUGUAGCAAACCAGUAAAGCUAAUAAUAAAUAACAUGAUUAUUAAACAGA
Messenger RNA from Rhagoletis pomonella (apple maggot), 3400 nucleotides. RefSeq names its product striatin-interacting protein 1 homolog (gene Strip). The transcript is spliced from 2 exons. Gene Ontology annotation, cellular component: cytosol. The record is from RefSeq and is a predicted model, not a curated record. Lineage: Eukaryota; Metazoa; Arthropoda; Insecta; Diptera; Tephritidae. Bases 1 to 2634 code for a protein of 877 amino acids. Gene Ontology annotation, biological process: cytoskeleton organization.